Molecule: messenger RNA, 4603 nt
Organism: Nylanderia fulva
Lineage: Eukaryota; Metazoa; Arthropoda; Insecta; Hymenoptera; Formicidae
Product: glutamate receptor ionotropic, kainate 2
Biological process (GO): monoatomic ion transport
Cellular component (GO): membrane
Molecular function (GO): signaling receptor activity; ligand-gated monoatomic ion channel activity
Source: RefSeq, a predicted model, not a curated record
GCCGCUGUCACGAUAGGAUGUGUAUGUUUACGUUUCCGCGAUGAUUACGAUUCGACCCCCAUAGAGGUUAUGUUUAUGCGCGCCGUGCGAGGACGAUGCACGUCUCUACGCACCGGCAUUCCUAAGGAUCAUCGCUUCCGAAUGUCCAAGUGCCCCGCGAAACGUCAGCCUAACGAUAUUACAAGAGUUUCGUGAGGUUUUGCCAACAGCGCCAUUGCCCGAAUGCUCCGAAAAUUGCGGCGAAAAAUAUAAAUGCGUAAGAGCGUUGGGUCUUAGUCCAUCGCAAACAUAGUUUGUGCGGUAGUGUUUGUGUGAAGGGCCAUCGAAAAAGGCCGCGGCGGUGGGCUUCCGAGAUGAGCUAUGAAUCUGGGCUGCCUGGUAGCCACUGUCUUCGUCCUUCAGCUGCUCCAGCUGCCCUCGGUGCUCGACGCUCUACCCUCGGUCGUCAAAAUCGGUGCUAUAUUCACUCAUGACCAAAAGGAUAGCAGCACAGAGCUGGCCUUCAAGUACGCCGUUUACAAGAUCAACAAGGACAAAAUUAUCUUGCCAAAGACCACACUGGAGUACGACAUCCAGUACGUGCCAAAAGAUGAUUCCUUCCACGCAUCGAAGAAGGCGUGCCAGCAGGUCAAGUACGGCGUCCAGGCGGUUUUCGGACCCUCGGAUCCUAUCCUGGGUCAGCACAUACACAGCAUCUGCGAUGCCCUCGAUAUUCCACAUCUCGAGGCCAGGCUGGACCUGGACGCGGAGGCCAAAGAGUUCAGCAUUAAUCUCUAUCCCGCACAAAGUCUGCUCAACAUCGCUUAUCAAGACGUCAUGGAGUCUAAUUGGACCAAGGUGGCGAUCAUCUACGAGGACGAUUACGGAUUGGUGAAACUACGACAGCUCGUGAGAUCACCGAGAAUCCGUGACAUGGAAAUCAGUCUCAGGCAGGCGGAUCCAAAUUCGUACAGACAGGUUCUCUCCGAGAUGAAGAGCAAGGAGUUUCAGAAUCUCAUCGUAGACACGAGGCCCGAGCACAUGCAUCGGUUUCUACGAAUGAUCCUGCAGCUGCAGAUGAAUGAUUACAAGUACCACUACCUCUUCACGACUUUCGAUAUCGAAACCUUCGACCUCGAGGACUUCAAGUACAAUUUUGUCAAUAUCACUGCCUUUCGUUUGGUCGACGCGGACGAUCUCGGCGUACGUAGUAUCCUGAGGGACAUGGAGCGUUAUCAACCGUCGGGGAACACGAUUCUCAAUAAAUCCAGGAUCAUUCAGGCCGAACCAGCGUUGAUGUACGACAGUGUACAGGUGUUCGCGGUGGGAUUACGUACCCUGGAGCAAUCCCAUGCUCUAAGGCCCGCCAAUAUUUCCUGCGAGCUCGAGCACCCCUGGGACGGAGGAUUGUCUCUCAUCAACUACAUUAACUCGGUCGAGAUGAAAGGGAUCUCCGGACCAAUUGAAUUUAAAGAAGGACGCAGAAUACAGUUUAAAUUGGAUCUGCUGAAACUGAAACAGCACUCGCUCGUCAAGGUCGGCGAAUGGCGUCCCGGAGCAGGCGUCAACGUUACAGAUACCGCUGCUUUCUUCGAGUCUGGCAUCAGGAACGUAUCUCUGAUCGUGAUCACUAUUCUGGAGCAGCCGUAUGUGAUGCUGAGAAGCGGAGGAAAUUUUAGCGGAAAUGCGCGCUACGAGGGCUUCUGCAUCGACCUGCUGGAGAAGAUAGCGGAGAUGGUGGGCUUCGCUUACAAGAUCGAGCUCGUGCCGGACGGCAAGUAUGGCGUUUACGAUUACGAGACCGGCGAAUGGAACGGAAUAGUGCGCCAGCUGAUGGACAAGAAGGCUGAUCUGGCUGUCGGUUCGAUGACAAUCAACUACGCGCGGGAGAGCGUCAUCGACUUCACGAAGCCUUUCAUGAAUCUGGGCAUCUCGAUCCUCUUCAAGGUACCGACCAGGCAUCAAGCGCGACUCUUCUCUUUCAUGAAUCCAUUAGCGAUCGAGAUCUGGCUGUACGUUUUAGCAGCGUACAUUCUGGUCUCGGUGACGAUAUUCGUCGUGGCUCGUUUCAGUCCCUACGAAUGGAACAAUCCGCAUCCGUGUCACGCCGGGCCGGAAAUUGUCGAGAAUCAGUUCUCUUUAUCGAAUAGCUUCUGGUUCACCAUCGGAACUCUCAUGCAGCAGGGCAGCGAUUUAAAUCCCAAGGCUACAAGCACGCGUAUCGUGGGCGGCAUAUGGUGGUUCUUCACCUUGAUCAUCAUCUCGUCGUACACUGCAAAUCUAGCGGCUUUCCUCACUGUGGAAAGGAUGAUUACGCCGAUAGAAAAUGCCGAAGACCUCGCCAGCCAAACGGACAUUGCAUACGGAACUCUCGAAAGCGGAAGCACAAUGACUUUUUUCAGGGAUUCGAUGAUCGAGACGUACAAGAAAAUGUGGCGAUUUAUGGAAAACAAGAAGCCAUCGGUAUUUGUGCCAACCUACGAAGAGGGUAUCCAACGUUCUUCAGGUGAUUAUGCCUUUCUGAUGGAGUCAACCAUGCUGGAUUACAGCGUCCAAAGAGAUUGCAAUCUCACACAAGUCGGCGGAUUUUUGGACACUAAAGGAUAUGGAAUCGCUACCCCCAUGGGCUCACCAUGGCGGGACAAGAUAUCUCUGGCAAUUUUGGAGUUGCAAGAGAAAGGUGAAAUUCAGAUGCUGUAUGACAGAUGGUGGAAGAGUCCGGGGGAUACUUGCAUGAGGACGGAAAAGGGAAAGGAGAAUAAAGCCAACUCUCUAGGCGUCGACAACAUAGGGGGAAUCUUCGUGGUCCUACUGUGCGGCUUGGCAUUCGCCGUGCUCAUAGCGAUCUUCGAGUUCUGCUACAAUUCCAGGAGGAAUGCACCGGCGGAACGGCAGAGGCCUCCGAUUCCUUCGCCUACUUCCGGCUCUCUUCAGGGGAUUUCUCAGGCCGUGCAGCAACAGCAGCAGCAGCAACAAUGCCAGCAUCAACACCAGCACCAACCGCAUCAGCAACAAUCGAAUCAACAGCAGGAGUCACUCUGCUCGGAGGUGGCGCGCGAGCUCUGUCGUGCCUUACAUUGUCACGCGUCGUCUCGACGUCAACGCACCUGCGACAAGUGCUCCACGCACGUGAUUGGCUACCCGGACAAUCCCACUGCCACCCUAAAUGGGAUGAGAUCCCAGAGAAGCAGUCUGGCCGUACCUGUAGUCGAACUGCCUCCACACAUCCACAUGCAUCAUCACGCACCGCCGCAUGACUAUGACGGCAAUUAGAGGGUUGUCUUAAUUAAGUAAAGCAAACCUCGACGACAUUAAUUGUUAACCAGGAAUAAGUACAAAGCGUAUCACACACGCACGCGUCACGAAGAGCAGUUAUGCGAUCGAUUUGUUGAUAGAGAACUCCUGCCGAGAAAGGUAUAGUAUUUCGGCGUUCCGGACAAUUUUGCACAAUAUAUUAAAUAAUAAAAAAAAGUGUUCGCAUCGCGUUUCUGACGUUUUCGCGAGUGCGAACUUUUCAAACGCUUUUUGUAAAUCAACGUGCGUCGCUUUUUCGCACACAUUUGAUAAGUCUGUCGAAAAAAAAAAAAUUCGUCGACCCGAUACUCCGAUCUAUAAAUUAUUGAUGAAGUAAUAGUAACGUAGCUCUAAAUUGACUUUUUUCGGCCGCAAAUUUUGUACGAUUAAUUAAUUCACGAAAUGAUAUAAUUAUUCUGAGACGAAAUAAUGUAUCUGACACUUUAAUCAAAUGGGAUAACGUAAUUCAAUAUAGAAUAUAAAAAUCCUAAAUCGAAAAAUUAGGUCUAAUUUAUUAAUUUUCGAUCGUGUCGAAGAAAAUUUUUUCCUUCAUGUGAUGCAAUCAAAAUAAUUUUUUUUAACGUACGAAUAAUUAAACAUUUUACAUAAAUGGACUGUAAACGCUUUAUUCUCAAAAUUACAUUUUCGUGCAAAUUCUCAUCCUGUAAAAUAACUUAAAUAUAAUCUACGAAAGAAUGUAUAAAAAUGGAGUUUUUCUCUGAUCACAUCUGGAGGUGAAAAUUAUCUGGCGAAACGAGUUCUUUCCAUUCUUUUUGCGUGUACAGUCUCGUUUAUGUUAAGUCUUGAAUUAUUACAAGAAUCGAGCAUUGCGAGAUAGCAAUCGAUCAGACCCUCAAUUCUCCUUCAACCGACACGAUAUCAAGUUCCAUUAAGAGAGUAGAGUACGCUAAAUCUUUAACGAUAGACGAUGAAAAAACCUUCCGUCCCACGUUUAGAGAGAACUAAAUCAUCUAAUAUAUCGUGAUCAUCGAUAUCUCUGAUUGUUCGAAGACACCUUGUCAAUGCGUUCUCUCUCUCUUUCUUCCUUUCUCACUUUCCCUAUCAGAGACUGCCUAAAGUGUAAGGUAACUUGCGAACUAUAUUCUGUAAAUAUCGCCGCGGAUAAAAAGCAGAGCAAUCAAAUUCGUAAUGGGAAUAUUUUAUGCAAAAAAAAAAAAAAAACGUGAGUUAUGCGAGUGAGUAAUCAUUAGUACUAAUCGAGUACGACAAAGUAGAUGUUUGGUGUCAUGUAACGUGUGCUGUAACAAUGCUGGAUAGUCGGCGAAUUAAAUGUAAGAUAAGAGAAUCAUCGCUGUUUCUUCUCUUUCUA